Messenger RNA from Chelonus insularis, 1688 nucleotides. RefSeq names its product arrestin 2 (gene Arr2). Lineage: Eukaryota; Metazoa; Arthropoda; Insecta; Hymenoptera; Braconidae. Gene Ontology annotation, cellular component: cytoplasm. Gene Ontology annotation, molecular function: G protein-coupled receptor binding. Bases 69 to 1286 code for a protein of 405 amino acids. Gene Ontology annotation, biological process: signal transduction; G protein-coupled receptor internalization. The transcript is spliced from 5 exons. The record is from RefSeq and is a predicted model, not a curated record.
AGUUAAUUGUCACUUCUGGGCGGGAAACAAACCUUAGCUAUUCUCCGGGAAAUUUAAUUACGAUAAAAAUGUUUCCUCUGUUGCUUUUAGCCUACGUUGUGGCUGUAAAAGUUUUUAAAAAAGUUACACCUAAUGGCAAGCUUACAGUUUAUCUCGGUAAACGAGAUUUUAUAGAUCAUCUAGAUCGUGUGGACCCGAUUGAUGGAGUAGUUGUGGUUGAAAAUGAUUACCUUCAAGGACGAAAAGUUUAUGGCCAAGUCAUUACAACUUACCGAUAUGGUCGCGAAGAAGACGAAGUCAUGGGUGUCAAAUUCAGUAAAGAAAUGGUACUUGCCCGUGAUCAAAUAAUACCAGCAAAGAAAGAAAAAAUUGAAACAACACCAAUUCAAGACCGACUUCUUAAAAAACUUGGCCCCAAUGCCUAUCCAUUCACUUUCCACUUCCCACAAAACUCUCCAAGUUCCGUCACUCUUCAACCUGGUGACGAUGACCAAGGUAAACCUCUUGGAGUUGAAUACACUGUCAAAAUCUACGUUGGUGAGAAUGAAGACGAUAAAGGGCACAAACGUUCAUCUGUAGCUCUCGCGAUUAAAAAACUGCAGUAUGCACCAACCUCUCGUGGACGAAGACUUCCUAGCUCUCUAGUAUCUAAAGGAUUUACAUUCUCUAAUGGAAAACUCAACCUUGAAGUGACUCUUGAUAAGGAAAUCUACUAUCAUGGAGAAAAAAUUGCUGCAAAUGUUAUUAUUACUAAUAAUGCUAGAAAAGCUGUAAAAAAUAUUAAGAUGUAUGUUGUACAACACUGUGAAGUAACAAUGGUAAACACACAGUUCUCACGACAUGUAGCCAGCUUGGAAACUCGCGAGGGCUGUCCUAUUACACCUGGAGCCAAUUUCACUAAACAGUUCUACCUUGUGCCUUUGGCCAGCAGCAAUAAAGAUCGUCGUGGUAUUGCUCUUGAUGGACAUCUUAAAGAAGAUGAUGUCAAUCUAGCAUCAUCUACCAUGGUUGCCGACGGUAAAUGCCCUGCUGAAGCAAUGGGUAUUGUAAUUUCAUACUCUGUUCGGGUAAAACUCAACUGUGGUACUUUGGGUGGAGAGCUUGUUACUGAUGUUCCAUUCAAGCUAAUGCAUCCAGCACCUGGUGCAGUUGAUCGAGAGAAGGCUAUGAAGAAGACCAAGAGCAUCGACCGAACACGUUAUGAAAAUUCUUGUUAUGCAAAUGAUGAUGAUGAUAACAUUGUCUUUGAAGAUUUCGCUCGACUUCGAUUAAAUGAGCCUGAAUAAAUUCAUUGUCGUGAUAAAAUAAUUAAAAACAAAAUUGUCGGUGCUAUCUGAUUAUUCUGAAAGGGUAGAAUGAUGAAUUAAAAUAAUGUGAAUAUUUUGUUAAUUCUUGUUAAAACAGUAACAAAGAGAUAAUGAAGACUAUUGAUUGAUUUUUUCAAUCGGGGAAUUAAUUACGAAUGGUAUUAAAUGCAGAAAUUAUUUCUGCUUUUUUUAUGGUGCUUUUAGUGACAAAAAAAUUUAAGAAUCCUCUCAGAACAGUCAGAUAAAUUAGAAAAGCAUAAGGAAACAAGAAAUAUAACAACGAAAAAAACAGUUUAACUGAAUAACAAAAAUAAUAAAUAUAAUUAGUUAUAAGAAUUUGCUGCAACUAUAAAUAAAAAUUAUUAAAAAUUUAAAAAAAAA